AUGGUCUCUCUGGCAGCUUCCCCACGGGCGCCGCGCAUGGCCGACCACGAAGACUAUAGGAAAAUCCUGUCUUGGUUGGCUCAGUAUGUUGACGUUAGAGAACUCAGGAUCUGCGCCGGAACAUGGAACGUUGGAAGCAUAUGUCCACCCAGUGACUUGGAUAUUCAAGAAUGGUUGGAUAUAGAUGAACCAGCUGAUAUUUAUGUUCUUGGAUUUCAAGAGAUUAUCCCACUAGAAGAAGGGUAUAUGAUUGGAACUGAAGACACUCGUCCAGUUGCAAUAUGGGAGCAUAUCAUCCAUGAAACUUUGAAUAAGUGUUCGGAUAAAUCAAAGUUCAAAUGCCAUAGUGACUCUUCACCACCAGCAAGGUUUAAUCCAUCAGAUUGUGUUCUUGCAAUGGAGAAUGAAUUGCAUAAUGAAUCCAACAAUGAUAGUGAUGGGGAGCUUCAUCUGUUGCACAAUACAAAGUCAUCCAAUUCAGCUCGCCAUCUUCAGCCACUGGAUUUAGCCUUUGGUGUUAACAAUUGUAAUGGGGUUAAAAGGAAAAGACUGCAAAGGAUUAUAUUGUUAGGGGAUCUCAACUAUCGGCUCAAUUUAUCAUAUGAGACGACACAUGAACUUGUCUCCAAACAGGACUGGGAUGCAUUGUUUAAGUUGGAUCAGCUGAAAAAAGAACUAGGGAAAGGGUGCACAUUUGACGGUUGGGUUGAAGGAUCUAUCAUCUUCCCCCAACAUAUAAAUAUGAGUUUAACUCAGGGAAAUGUGUGCGACCGAAUUCUCUCAUAUGGGAAGGGAACAAGGCUACUUUCCUACAAGAGGGCGGAGCUUAUGUUAUUUAAUCAUCGCCCUGUGACUGCAGUUUAUAUGGCAGAGGUUGAAGUUGUCUGCCGCAGGAGGUUGCAGAGAGCUCUAACAUUUAGCAAUGCAGAGGUUGAGGAUCACCUGUUAUCGAGGAAGGAAGCACAUCUUGAACCAAAACCAUUGAACCAUGAGCCAGGCAGUUUCCUAGCUCAAGUUCCAACCAAGAUGAUGCAAUGCAAUGCCAAUGCUUGA
Molecule: messenger RNA, 1053 nt
Organism: Miscanthus lutarioriparius
Lineage: Eukaryota; Viridiplantae; Streptophyta; Magnoliopsida; Poales; Poaceae
Source: the annotation of a GenBank genome assembly